AUGGAUAUGGGUCAAAUAUUAUCGAAUCCAUAUAUAGAAAAGGAACAUCAUUCCGGUUCUGAUGAUUUCACUUCUUUUGGGUUCUGUUCAAUGCAAGGAUGGCGUGUAUCCAUGGAAGACGCCCAUGCCUUUGAAUUGAAUGUGAAUUCUGCUGCUUCUGAUACGGAUGACGCUGUAGAUCAUGUGGCAUUUUAUUCAAUUUUUGAUGGUCAUGGUGGGUUUAAAGUAGCUGAAUUUUGUGGACAAAAUUCUGUUAAUAUUUUAAGAAACUUAAAUAAUUUUAAAAAUGGAAAUUAUUUGAAGGCAGUGUCUGAUUUUGCGCUCGAGGUUGAUGACCAGUUAAUUGAAGCAGAUAUUAAUAUUCAUAAUGACCACUCGGGGAGCACCUUUACUGGUGUGAUUAUAUCUAAGUCAAAAAAUUUAAUACUUUGUGCUAAUUCAGGAGAUUCAAGAACUGGAAUGGCUAUUAAUGGUUGUGCAAAGGCUUUGUCUUUUGAUCAUAAACCCAGUCUCGUAAGCGAAACUUCAAGAAUAACAAAUGCGAGCGCAUUUGUAGAAAUAGAUAGAGUUAAUGGAAAUCUAGCUUUAUCAAGAUCGAUGGGUGAUUUUGAAUUUAAAGCUCAACCAGAAUUGUCUCCUUAUGAACAAGCAGUGACUUGCAUACCAGACGUAAUUCAACAUACAAUAAAUUAUGCUUUUGAUGAUUUUAUUAUGCUCGCAUGUGAUGGUAUAUGGGAUUGCUUAUCUUUGCAAGAUUGCACAGAUUUAGUAUAUUAUGGAAUUUAUCAAGAAACUUUAAGUUUGAAUGAUAUUGCUGCAAAAAUUAUAGAUGUUUGCUGCGCUCCAAAUACCGAAGGCUCUGGGAUUGGCUGUGACAACAUGAGCAUAGUAAUCGUAGCGUUGCUUCAAGAUGCUGAAACAGAAGAACAUUGGUUUACAAGGAUUCGUAACAAGAAAGAUAUUUCACAUUCAGAACGGGAGCUAAUGUCUUUCGAGGAUAGAAGAAAAAAAGUAUUUGGCUACUUUAACUUUGAUGAAUCAAAAGGUCAUUCUGUUUUUGAAGUAACGACCAUGAAGCAAAGUAAAGAAGAUAGAAAUGACUCACAUAAUGACUCUGAUUUAAGAUAUCCGAUUUCUUCAGAGCAUGUUGAUACUACUUCUGGGAAUAUUGCAGUAUUCAGCACAGAGAACCCUGCAGCAGCAGAUAUUCAUAACCGCACUGGAAAUAUCAAUGCUGAGAGUAAUAAACAUCCGUUUAACCUAUAUACAUUAAAUAACAUAUUAGGUUCCUCAGGUAUUCAAAUUACGAGAGGAGCAGAAAAUGGGAAUGAUAACAGCGCCUUUAUACACAGUUCAAAUUUGCCACGGAUAUUGGCAUCAUUAGGAAAUACUUCAUCUAGUGAGUUAACAAAUUUAAUAGAUAAUAUAGAAACAGACGAAGAUAUCUAUAUGGAUGAUGAUGAUCAAAAUGAAGAUGAUCAAAACAGAUCGACACCAGAGGUUAGAAAUGAACCCGAUUCCGCUUUCAGAUAA
Tetrapisispora phaffii CBS 4417 is the source of this 1533-nucleotide messenger RNA. RefSeq names its product type 2C protein phosphatase PTC2 (gene PTC2). The coding region runs from base 1 to 1533 and encodes 510 amino acids. The transcript has a single exon. Gene Ontology annotation, molecular function: protein serine/threonine phosphatase activity; cation binding. Lineage: Eukaryota; Fungi; Ascomycota; Saccharomycetes; Saccharomycetales; Saccharomycetaceae. The record is from RefSeq and is a predicted model, not a curated record. Gene Ontology annotation, biological process: protein dephosphorylation.